This is a messenger RNA of Puccinia triticina, 819 nucleotides long. RefSeq lists its product as uncharacterized. Bases 1 to 819 code for a protein of 272 amino acids. Lineage: Eukaryota; Fungi; Basidiomycota; Pucciniomycetes; Pucciniales; Pucciniaceae. The record is from RefSeq and is a predicted model, not a curated record. The transcript has 6 exons.
AUGUCCAACUAUUGCAAAGGUGAAGACAAUGUUUCAAGCAUCUUCACCCUUCCAGCCCCGAUUCCAAUUAAUCAAACCGGCAGAGAUGUGAACAAGGAUGACAGAGAUGCAAAUGAGCAGCAAGAAACCAAACACUCUGAUCUCUUCCGCCGGGCUGAAUCCAUGUCCGUUCACAAUCAAGAGGAGACCGAUCAAUGUAUGUCAGAUCCCAAUCAUCCAAUGGACUCCUUGAUUGAGGAGCUUCAAAACAAUUUUCACCUCAACGAUCACUUUGGUCCACUUGCUGUCAAAGCUGUGAAGGCCAGUCUUUCUAUACUUGCUGAUCCGUUUAAGGAUUUUGUUCGGGACACGGCCAGACAUUUCAUUGUGAGGACUGACCUUGAAGCUUACACUGCUACGGCCAAUAAGCACUCGGAUACUCUGACCAAGUCGCUUCCUAAGUUGACCAAAGAUGUGGCCGAUCAAAAAUCGGACGAUUUCAAAGCCAAGUUCUUCCCAGAAGGCCACGCUGGCAAUGACGCAACCGGAAAGUCUCCUUAUGGUCAGGCACUUGGCUCUUUGGUGAAGUAUGUGCAACAACAGUUGAGAGACUUGAUGUUGAAUAACCAGAAAAUCAAACCAAACGGGCCGGUCCCAGAGAUUGAUGACUUGAUCAGAAUGUUGGUCAUUGCAAAGGACAAGGCCCUCUUCUCCGGUGGUAAGGAGUUCAAAAAGAUAGAGGAGGCCGAUAUUAUUAUGCCAACCAUGCAAGAAGUCGAGGACGCCAUGCCAAGGAGUAUCCCGGCCGAGUCAUCUGGCCCGAACGUUUCUGAUGCCUAA